Molecule: messenger RNA, 867 nt
Organism: Coprinopsis cinerea okayama7#130
Lineage: Eukaryota; Fungi; Basidiomycota; Agaricomycetes; Agaricales; Psathyrellaceae
Product: presequence translocated-associated motor subunit PAM17
Exons: 5
Coding region: 9-626 (205 amino acids)
Biological process (GO): protein import into mitochondrial matrix
Cellular component (GO): PAM complex, Tim23 associated import motor
Source: RefSeq, a predicted model, not a curated record
CACAAACCAUGUCGCUGUCGAUAUCCCGACAAGCAGCCGCAAGGCUCCAAACUACAUCACGAAAUACCUCGCUCAAGGCGUCAAGACUCUCGAGGGGCUAUGCAACCGCAGAAUCGACCACAGCGAAGCCUAACGCGCCUCCUCCCAAGGCGCCCGCGAAGCACGACCUCACCUGGCCGGAAUAUCUCGCUAUUAGGAGGGGAAGGAGACGUUGGGAAACGGCUGCGACCAUCCCAGCAGGUCUGCUCGGAUUCGGUUCUGGACUCGCAUAUUUUGGUUCUUUAGAGACUGACCCUCUGAAACCUAUCUUCGGAAUCGACCCCUUCAUGGCAUACGGAAUCCUCACCGUCGCGUGCCUCGGUGCCGGCGUCCUAGUAGGCCCUUCAAUCGGCGGUGCACUCUGGCGCUUCAGCCACCGUCACCAAGUCCACCUAAUCGACGCAAAAGAACGAGAAUUCCUCCGCCGCAUCGCAAAGAACCGCGUAGACGCAUCCUUGCAGAGCCCCACAGCUCCCGUACCAGACUACUACGGCGAAAGAGUUGGAUCUCUGCACCAAUACCGACAGUGGCUACGAGACCAGAACAAGUACAGGAGGAAGGUGUUACUCCCCGAAACACAGGAUUAGAAACGUAUUUAUCACCUCUCCUCUUCGCGACUUACAUCAAUGCAGACUAGAUUUUCCACCACCUCUCCGUUCGUUAUCUUUGGAUGGUAUACUACCUACCCUCCACUCCCUUGAAAUGGACUUGUCAAAGGUGCCCAUGCCUCAGUUCGCAUGAUUGCCAAUGGGAUUAGAAAGCUCUCAGACACCUGUGGAAACGGAAUGAAUUGCGUUGAAGCUCUAAUCAUAACAACAUGAACUAUUC